UUAACUUUUAUUGUUUAAACAAUCCACAAGGUUGGUCACCUCACCUGUACGAUAUUACGUAACAUAGAGCUGGAAGUACAAUUCGUACAAAAAAUAACAACUUUGCUCAAGUGCAUUGGCAGUGAAAGUAAACCUGAAUUAAAACAGUGGGAUGUCGAUGUAUGAUAAGUAGUGGACCGUACUCGUAUGUUCGCCUGAUUAACGACUACCUCCAGGAAAUCUCGGAAUAAAAUAAGUAUAAACAUACUGGAGUCUAACUGUUCACUUCUUCUCCAGCAUCAGUGAACAUAAGACCGCAUAAAGCCGGGGUUUUCGUUCAUUUUAUUAUUAUUUUUUUUUUUACUAAUCUCGUGUUAAAUUACAUAAGAAAUGUGAGUGUGUAUUAUCGGAAGUGUAAACAAUUUUGUGUGCUAUUUUAAUUUUAUUAUAUUUUGAAGUGAUAUUUUUAUUAAAAUGAAUUUAUUAAAAUCAAGAUGCUUUUUCAUCAAUUAUUUCUACUAUUAUUUUUGUUGAAUAUUGAUAAAUGCAUAUUGUUAGAAAUUUGCAAUGAAAUUUACGCAAAUGUUUCAUCUAAUGAAAUCUACGAAGAAAAUGCUCGAUAUCAAUUUUCGCAAUAUGUUGAACGAAUGGUACAGAAAUGGGCACCAUUGGUAUGGUUGGCUCCUGGAGAGAAAUUUUUUCCUAGCGAAGUGCCGAAAUUUCUACGCUAUAUGACGGCUCGUUCGAAAAAUGCCGAAUAUAACAAUUUACCUGUUGGACCCAAGUCCGAAGAAAUGUAUCUAGUCACUAAAUCAAAUAUUGAUGAUCUAUUGGAAGACAGAAUUUCUAUUUUGUACGGACAAAACCCGAACAUAACCAAUGUUCCAGUUUACGCACAUGUUUCAGAAUGCAACUGCAACCACUUUCAUGUAACUUAUUGGUUUUUUUUCCCUUAUAGCCAAGGUAAAACUAUGUGCAUCGUUGAUAUGGGGAUGCUGGGACCAUUACCUAUACCACAUUUCAACAACAAAUGUUUCGGCUCGUUAAGAGAAUUCGGAAGUCAUGUCGGAGAUUGGGAGCAUACCAGCUUUCUAUUCAAAGGUAAAGAAGAGCCCGAAGAAAUGUACGUGUCAGCCCAUGACGCCGGAGCAUUUUACAAAUUUGACGAAAAUGAGAAAAUAUUCAUCUUUCACAAGCAGGAAAUUCGUAAAGGAUUCAUCCAAAGGCCAACUUUUCCACCGGUGGUCAAAUUGUACGCGACUGACGAAGGCUACCACCCAAUUUUAUUCGCUGCCAAAGGAUCUCACGGGUUAUGGACCGCACCCGGUAAACAUAAAUAUGUCAAAUUGCCUCAACUGUACGACGUUAGCGGUUACGGUAUUCCUUGGAAAACUUGGAAACAAAUCGAAAUUCUGUAUUCGGGUAGAGGAUUACCUCAAUGGAUGUUUUAUUUAGGAAAAUGGGGUAAUCCGCGUAACAAAUGCCAUCCACUGUCUCGAAUGGGAUUGAAUAUUUGCCAAAUUACCGACGGACCGAGCGGUAUCCCGAAAAAGAAAAAUAAUUUCGUCUGUGGCAAUAAUUAUUCGAGAAAACUUUCAAAUAGAACAAAACGCAAACAACGAAGGAUAAAAAGUUAAUUGCUUUAGAUGGCGAAACGUUCUUCCAAAAAGACUGAAUAUUAUUAUUUCACAUCCUCAACUAUCUAUACCAACGUAUGUAUAAGUUACAGCAUCAAAUGAAAACGCAUUUAAAAUUUUAAAAUUUAUUAAAAAUGUACAAAUUUCUUAGACAAUAGUGUACUUUAUUUCAUGACAUAUCCGAUAUAGUAUAAUUCGAGGUAAUAUGGCUAGCUGUGUUUACUUAUGACGGGACAAUUUGUACAAUUUCGCAAACUCAAGUCGAAUUCACAGCUUUGGUUGUCUAUUACAAUUAUAUAAAUGAAAAAUUAUUUGAAUUUUCCAUUUAUAAACAUUUGUAAUGCGUACAUUAAACAGUUACAAAAACAUAGCGAGUGAUCAGCGCGUAAAAAAAAAUUAAUAAAUAAUAUCACAUCGUGGUACGUCCAUGUCUGACGUUAAAAUUAUUGUAAAGACCUGCGUAGAUACGGUUUGUCAUUUUAAACUGUACGUAAU
This is a messenger RNA of Planococcus citri (citrus mealybug), 2111 nucleotides long. RefSeq lists its product as uncharacterized. The record is from RefSeq and is a predicted model, not a curated record. The transcript is spliced from 6 exons. NCBI's taxonomy places the organism in Eukaryota, Metazoa, Arthropoda, Insecta, Hemiptera, Pseudococcidae. The coding region runs from base 474 to 1616 and encodes 380 amino acids.